CGAGGAGUGGUGACGAGGCGAGGCUGCGUGCAGCGACGGUGCAGAGCAGUGCAAUGGGAGCAUGGCGCCAUUCCUGCUCCCAUGCCCGCUCUGCUUCUGCUGUUCCUUGCCAUAAUACUUCAGCUCUCUUCAAUGCCCUUCCUUCCCUCUAUAUCAUGAGUUUUAUUGGGAUGGCGAGGUGGUGGCGAUGCUGGGGUCUGUAAUGGCGUUUUCCUCUGAAUCUUCUCGAACUUCUAUUCUUCCCUUCUUGCCCAACUCCCACCCGUUUCCCUUGCCUCAUGCCGCUUCUCUGUUUCCAAUCUUCACCUCCUGCUACGGCCUCGGAUCCUGCUCCGGUAGUAGUACUCUGGCCCCAGCUUCGGCAUCUCGGCCCUCGCUCCGAUGGUUUUCGUCUUCCUCCGGCUCCUCCAACACGCCGCCUGAGAUGCGAGACGUCAAAGCGUACAAGCUGCCACCAGUGAACCCCCCCGACAAAGAGAACCCCGACGCCGUGACGCUCCGAGCGCAGUGGGACAACGCGGUGAGAUUGUAUGGGAGGAUGUACUCGCAUGCCUGGGGAACUGCGAUUCUGGCAGGGGUUACGUUGUUUGGAAUUGGCUGGUACGUCAAGGGCGAGAAUCCCCUGAAGGCUUUGGACCCCACUGGAGAGAUUAAGAAGAAAGAAACGGCCGAUUAGGUUAUUGUGCGUGUUGCAUCCAGGUCUCGGAUCCCUAAGGCCGGACAUUAUUCUCAGAUCAGAACCCUAGAACUCUUAUGAGUGUCCUCAAAUUGUGAAGCCCAGAUUAUGCAAUGCCUCGUGGCUUUACAAGAUUUAGAGAUAGAGCCGAUCAGUUAGUGCUGACGCUUAAAUUGGUUUUCGCAACUGUCCUUUCUUUUGCAUGUUAGUUAAUGGUAGCAAAAGGGUACCUUGGUUCAAGCCUCAGCGAAGAAUUCAAUCGUGUGUUAUUGCUGACGGGGGCCAAGAUAUAAGAGCUUUUUAAUGAACGGAAUCGAACACAUAGAAAGUAUAUCCUCAACAAAGACUAGGAUAGUAGAUGUAAAUCUAGGCAGCAAAUGUACACAUGCGGCACUGAAAUCUUUUUAUGAAAUCUCUUUGGUUUUUCAUUGGUA
Messenger RNA from Physcomitrium patens, 1110 nucleotides. RefSeq lists its product as uncharacterized. Lineage: Eukaryota; Viridiplantae; Streptophyta; Bryopsida; Funariales; Funariaceae. The record is from RefSeq and is a predicted model, not a curated record.